Messenger RNA from Anopheles coustani, 393 nucleotides. RefSeq names its product adult cuticle protein 1-like. The record is from RefSeq and is a predicted model, not a curated record. Lineage: Eukaryota; Metazoa; Arthropoda; Insecta; Diptera; Culicidae. Bases 1 to 393 code for a protein of 130 amino acids. The transcript has 2 exons.
AUGAAGUGCAUGGUAGCUGCAGUCAUCUUGGCCCUGGCCGUCGUCUCGGAAGCUGGAAUCCUGCCCUAUGGUGGCUGGCCGUACGCUCACCUGGCCGCACCGACCGUGAUCCAGUCGAACGUGCUGGCCCAUCCGUACGGUGCCAUCUCCCACGCCGCCAUCCACGCUGCCCUUCCGGCGUACGCCCCGCACGCUGCCAUCUAUGCUGCUCCGCAUGCCGCUAUCCUGGCCGCUCCCCAUGGUCCAGCCGCCUCGGUUGCCCACCACGCAGGAGUUGUUCCCGGAGCCACCUCGGUCACUGCUACCCGUGGUGCCGUGCACGUCGCUCCCCUGCCCGGACACGCCGUCUCCCAGCAGCAGCUGAACCUGGCCCCGGCCCCCGGAACCCUGUAA